Amyelois transitella is the source of this 1458-nucleotide messenger RNA. RefSeq names its product immunoglobulin domain-containing protein oig-4-like. The record is from RefSeq and is a predicted model, not a curated record. Lineage: Eukaryota; Metazoa; Arthropoda; Insecta; Lepidoptera; Pyralidae. The coding region runs from base 587 to 1078 and encodes 163 amino acids. The transcript has 4 exons.
GAAUAUGUCACAGAUUUUGAUGAAUUUGUUUUGAACACGGAUAUUUUCACUAAGUAGCAGUUAGUUAUAAACGGUACAUUCCAUAUUCCUCUGAAAAAAAAAGAAUAAGUUGAUACAAUUGACACCAAAUGUAAUACGAAAGAUAAAAACAUUGAUAACGAUAACCCUUUGAUCCACGAAAAGAAACGGGUAUAGCAAGUAAAUGUUCUGGGUGAGUUUAAUCAAACUAACAUAAAAUUUUAAUCGGCAUGUAAUUCAUACAUACUUUAGAAACCUACACCAACAUGAACAUUUCUCAUUGACCUACACUCGGACUUGUGAAUAUCUAUCUACUGUUUCAAAGUAACGACGAAAUGCGAAAGGAAAUGACGAGUGCCAUAUAUCAAAUAGGGGAGACAAGGGCCCUCCUGCGAGCACCUCUGCUAUUAGCCAAUUGAGAAAUUGGCGUGGAGAGAAAUCGCUGGCACCACCAGUUGCAAUCGGACUCCACACAAGACCAUACUGGAAUCGCAAUCUGGCCUAACAGAAGUGUCAACGAUCUUUUAGCAUCGCCCAAUAUUUUAACAAUUUAUCGCGACUAAGAGAAAUGUUUCUGUUAAGGGCGAAAUUGUUUUUGAUCCUCCUAAUUCUAUACUGGUUCCUCAUUGAACCCGCGGAAUCGAGACGAGCGCGCACAAGGAGCAGAACCAAGUCAAAGGUACAAAUCGGUUUACCUAUAACUGGCAAAUACAGAGAUCCAGAGUCGGAUCAGUAUUACAACAACAAUGAUGGCGCAAAAAUUUUACUGGCAUCGCACUUUGAUCUUGAGUAUGUGCUGGGACACAAGAUCGCAUUUUUAUGCAUUGCUAAAGGUACACCGCGACCGCACAUCACCUGGUUCAAAGACGGCGUGGAAAUAUUUGCUCAUCAUUAUCUUCAUAUCCACGAAUGGCCCAUCGGGGAUGAUAGAGUGAAGUCCAAAAUUGAAAUCGACCCGGCCACGCAGAUGGAUGCCGGCGUGUACGAGUGUACAGCUGACAACAUGUACUCUAUUGACCGACGUUCCUUCAAAACAGAUUUCUCUAUUGCUUUUGAUUGAAAUAGCCCUAAGUACGAUAAGCCUCUGAUAAUAGCAAUGUUUUGUUUUCAAAAAAGUUUAUUUUGGUACCCAAAAAUGUUAUUUUGAGGAAUAUACGUAAAGAUUUGAAUUGACAUUAUGUUACGUUUGGACACGCAUACUUUGUGAUUCUGAUAAAUUAUUGUAUCAUCAUUGAUGCAAACCACACUUGCCUUACUGUUUAAUGAUUUAAUGGUCUAUUUAAAGAUAUGUCGUAUAAUGUUGGUGUAUUUUAUCUAAGUAUGUUUUUAUAUAUCACGUCUCCGCUGUGGAACUAAUUAAUAUAAUUGACGCAUUUAUUACUUUCGAUUAAUACGCAGUGGGACAACUUAGAAAAGCUAGAAUAUUUAAGAUAACCUGAA